Molecule: messenger RNA, 2472 nt
Organism: Gymnodraco acuticeps
Lineage: Eukaryota; Metazoa; Chordata; Actinopteri; Perciformes; Bathydraconidae
Gene: nt5c1aa
Product: 5'-nucleotidase, cytosolic IAa
Exons: 7
Coding region: 400-1554 (384 amino acids)
Biological process (GO): nucleotide metabolic process; adenosine metabolic process
Cellular component (GO): cytoplasm; cytosol
Molecular function (GO): 5'-nucleotidase activity; magnesium ion binding; nucleotide binding
Source: RefSeq, a predicted model, not a curated record
AGAUAGCAGCAGAUGGACUGUAGCCUAACAACGGAUAUACUGUGUGUGUGACAGUGUGUGUGAGAGAGUGGUUGUGAAUGAGUAGCAGCAAUCUUCUUUCAUGUCCUCUGGAUUUGCACGCAGUGAGUAAUAAUCCUCUGGAGGGAGGAAAGGGAUACAGACAAGCGAAAAGGAGGCAGAGUGAACACUUGCUCUUCACACUUCACAAGCCCAGCAAACUCUUCCCACCCUGUCAUCAAUGCACAGGACAGGAGGGGCUCCAUAAAUGCUUCGGACUGUAGAGGGACACUGCCUUUCUUGAUUUUGCAGAACAAGAUCAUUGUGUAAGCUAGAGGAGUCAGGAUAGGUGAGAAAGGGAACCUUUGGGAGCACAGGGACGGGGGGUUCUCUCUGGUGAAGAUGAGUCUGGACCCUGUGCAGGUGAUGAGCGGACAGGUCAAGGAACUCAAAGUUGGCCCUUCGUCCAACGGGGACAGCAGAGGAUCAUGGGAAGAGAAAGAAGAAAUUGACCAGGAUAACGUGGGCCUCACCACAAAGCCAAAACCAGUGACAGGGAGGCGCACCCGGAAGGUGGAGGGAGGCGUGUUUUUUCCAAAACCAGAAAACGCAGUGACCGUUGCCGUCUCUUCUCGAGUCUUGUUUCGGACCGAGAGGGAGCAGAAGGUGUUUGAGCAGGACGGCGUAGAGGAGUAUCUGAGGUUCCAAAUCGAACAUGAGAACGAGCCCUUCACCCCUGGACCUGCUUUCCCCUUCGUCAAGGCUCUGGAGGCGGUGAACUGUCGUCUUCGGGAGCUGUACCCACAAAGUGAAGAGCUGUUCGAUAUUGUUUUGGUGACGUACAACCAUGCCCACGUUGGAAUCCGGCUCAUCAACACCAUCAACCAUCACAACUUGUUUAUCGAGAGGUUUUGUAUGACGGGGGGAAGCAGUCCCAUCGGCUACCUGAAGGCCUGGCAAACCAACCUCUACCUGUCUGCAGACGCCGACAAGGUCAGGGAGGCGCUGUCUGAAGGCAUCGCAGCAGCCACCAUGUUCACGUCGGAGAAGGUCACAGAGGUGUCAGAGUCCCAGCUCAGGGUGGCAUUCGAUGGUGACGCCGUCCUCUUUUCCGAUGAGUCCGAACGCAUCUUCAAGGCUCACGGGCUGGACAAGUUCUUCGAGCAUGAGAGGGACAACGAGGACACGCUGCUGGAUCAUGGUCCCCUUAAAGGCUUCCUGGAAGCACUUGGGAAGCUCCAGAAAAAGUUUUACGCUAAAGGCCAGCGCCUGGACUGUCCCAUCCGAACGUACUUGGUCACAGCACGCAGCGCCGCCAGUUCUGGGAUCCGGGCGCUAAAGACCCUCAGGGCCUGGGGGUUGGAGAUCGACGAGGCCUUGUUCCUGGCAGGAGCACCGAAGGGCCCCAUGCUGGAGAAGAUCAGGCCUCACAUCUACUUUGACGAUCAGAUGUUUCACGUGGAGGGAGCUGCUGAGAUGGGCACGGUCGCUGCACAUGUUCCCUACGGCAUUGCACAGAAACAUAACGCCAAACAGAACAUCAGUGUGAGGAAAUAGACGGCAGGGCUUCACCGUCAUCCAGCCAGAAAAACAGAACAAGAGAAUGAAGAAAUGUCUUAUUGAAGAAUAAAAGUGAAGAUGAGGAUUUCCAGAGAGUUUGGAAAGAUUAACUUGUUUGUGGAAAUGCAUCAUUUCCAUAUAGUAGCCAUUGUAUUGUAAGUUUGGUUAAUCAAAAUGUAAACUGUCUCAGCUAAAUGCUAUCACAUUAAAUACAGGUUGUAUGCUACUGCUUUAAAUAAUAUCAGUCAUUUAAUAGACCAUUAUCAGUUGUAAUCCUAAAGUAUUGAUUUGAAGUGGUAUGGCCCAACUCUACCUAUUAGUUGGCUCUGUAGGCUGUUAUAAUAUACUGGUAAGCUGGAUCACUGCAGGUAGAUUUUAAUUGUUGGACGGAGACCUCUAGUGGCCAUAAUAAUUUUGACUGAAGCAAGAAAGGAAGUCAAAUAUUAAGUAGGAUAAGCAAAAAAGUAUGUGUCACUUACGUCGCAUACGUAACUUAUGCACACAAGUAAAAAACAUAAUUAUUUUAAUGGUAAUAUUACAUUUUCCUUAACCUUACAAGGAGGGUUGUUUCAAUUAUCAACUUUAAAAACACGUUUAAAACUGCAAAUGUAUCACUUUCAGACAAGAUGGUGCAGUUUGCCCUGUCUGAACAUUAUAACAGUAUUUGAUAAUAACUGAUAACAGAUAUUUAAUAGGCUGAUAGUAUUUACAUAUGUUGACAGGUCAAGUAGAGGUCUUGAUCCAGAGUUGCUUAGCGUUCCUAAGCUUUACAUUUCAAGCCUCAAUCUACCCAAAAUUGAAGUGUUUUGUCAAAUCUUGCAUUAUGGUACAUUUGAAGGUGCUUUCAAAAUGCUGUGUUGACCUGUUAUUUUCUGUCAUAUUCUUUAUAAAGAAGGUUCCUCAGUGAAUACAGAA